Molecule: messenger RNA, 1878 nt
Organism: Rotaria socialis
Lineage: Eukaryota; Metazoa; Rotifera; Eurotatoria; Philodinida; Philodinidae
Source: the annotation of a GenBank genome assembly
AUGGUUGAGGGGAAAGACACAUUCCAACUGCAGGUUGAAACACCACCAGUAAAAUCUAUGUUAUUAGAGCAAUUACCAAAUGAAUUGUUAAUCUACGUAUUUGAAUUCUUAUCGCAUUGCGACCUCUAUCAUGCCAUGUACAAUUUAAACUCGCGUCUAAACAAAUUAUGUCAUACCCUAAAAUUAUACUUAGAUUUGGACGGGAUAAAAUCUACCUUUGACGAUUUUUGUUCUAGUCCACGACCAUUGAGAUCACAGGUCUAUAGUCUAAGAUUAUCGGACAGACUUGAUCGUUUGACACUCGUUCAUCAGUUUACUGAUAUUGGCAUUUUCACCAAUUUGAGAGCAUUGACCAUAACAGAUGCGUCUUCGGAAAAUCUUGAUAAAGUAGUGUCAAAAUUACAUUUAUUAAGACAUCUAUUCUACUUGAACAUUUCUAGAGCAGCGAUUCAAUCAGUCUAUAUUACAACGGCUCUAUUUUCAUUACAAUCAUUGAAAUAUCUGAUUCUAUAUUCAGUUGAACCCAUUAUUUUUAAUUUUAACCAUGCUGAUAUUCAUCCAUUGACGGCACUCGAAUAUUUAGAAAUCGAUGGUUGUCAUGUGGUCGAGUUCUUAGAGCUGCUCAAAUAUGUGGGUCCAAAUUUAAAUCGAAUGAAAAUUGGAAUACAUUAUACGAAUGAUCAAGAUCUAGAAUCAAUUGAUGGACAAAUAAUUGAUAAUCACCGUUGUGCAUCAUUAAGUCAUCUCCACAUGUCAUUUAAUUAUUUAUCGUUAACGAAUUUUCAACUUGUCGUAAAAUUAUUUCCCAAUCUAAGACAUUUAACAUUGUCAACAUUUAAUGAUGACUUGAAUUUUGUAUCGGCGGCAAUUUGGCAUCGGUUCAUUUCUACAUACCUCUUAAAAUUAGAAAAAUUUCAAUUUCACAUACGGAUCGAUGAUGUUGUUCAGAGUCCGCCACCGGAACUUGUCUAUUCAUUUAAUGAUCUUAAUGGUCAAUGGAUUGAUAGUUCUGUCAUUAUGGAUUAUAAUUUCCGAUUAGACCCAUCGCUAUUCGAAUUCUAUACCUAUUCACAACCCUCGCUCGACGGCAAGUAUAUUGUAGAAUUCUAUGAUAAAAAAAGAUAUAUAACAGCAAUGAAUGAUAUGAUUAAUAUUGAUAAAAAUAUAACAAAGCUAAAAAUUACAUUGCACGAUGAUCAACUAGUAGCGAAUGAACCACCAAUUACUUACCCGAACGUGACAUCAAUCAAUGUUCAUUCGCAAAUCACAACAAUUGCAGCGGAAAAUGAUACGACGAAAAAUAGUUUGAUCUGUUCUGACAUACAGAAGUCUAUUCCGGAUUUAUCGAAGAUCAAUACGCUUGCUUUCACAACUCAUUCACCAACCGAUUCAAUUCAUUCACCAUUAACUUUUACACACGAUCUUCUAGUUAUGUUGUCAAAUGUUGCUCAUCUUUACAUACCUUACAAUUACUUACUUCAACUCCUCAAAUCACCUUCAAUUGUACAAGAAUUAGCGAAGAAAAUUGAUUGCUUAUCGAUUAGCUUUUACAACGAUCCGCCGCUAUUUGAAGAUAUGAUGCGAAUCAUAUCUUUAUUUUCGGCAAGGCUACUUUUUCUAAAUUUUGACAUUUACAUUGAUUUUCCAUAUGUCACAUUUUACCUUAUUUUGCCAUUAAUAAUGCGCGGAAUAUGUGCCGAAUUGGUAACGUUUGAUUUGAUGCUAUGUGGACAAAAUGAACAGCAAGCACUAACAUUUAACGAAGAAUUUAAAAUAUGGUUCAAACAAUGUUUGACGACAUUGGCGAAAGCCAAUGAAAAACAAUCGGCUCGAAUAGAAUAUAGAAUCACAGAUCGAAAUUUUAUUAUUUCUUUUUGA